UAUCAUUUGAAAACAUUGAUUUAUUGAAAGUUUACUGAUUAUUCACACCAUUGAAUUAUUUAUAGAGUGUUCCUAUAGUUUUUUAUAGAUAUUUUGAAAAUACGACCAGUCGUUUUAAAUGUGAAGCUGCGGUUUCCUGUUGUCAUAACCGAGCGCGCUCUCAGAUUGAUAGCAGGAGCGGUUACUUCCUGAGUUUAGGGAAGGGGCUUGGUCCUGUGCUCGCGCCUCGCGAGAACGCGCAUCAAAUUAGCAUCGAUGAAGUUAGUGCGAACAUGGCGGAUUUCCUGCCGUCCAGGUCUAUGUUAAAAGUUUGUUUGCCCCCCUGCCUGCUUAACGCCGGCGAGGCGGAGCAGAUCCGAAAGUCCAAGGAGAUCGACAAAAAUCUGUCCCGGGAGAAAACGUACGUGAAGCGGCUGGUGAAGAUCCUGCUGCUGGGCGCUGGCGAGAGCGGCAAGUCGACUUUCCUCAAACAAAUGCGAAUCAUCCACGGCCAGGACUUCGACCAGCAAGCCCGAGAGGAUUUCAAAGGAACGAUCUACAGCAAUGUUAUCAAAGGUAUGCGUGUGCUGGUGGACGCGCGGGAGAAGCUGCACAUCCCAUGGGGCGACGAGAACAACCAGCAGCACGGCGACCGGGUGAUGGCCUUCGACACCCGGUCGGCCAAGAUGGCAAACGGGCAGCUGGAGAUGCUGGUGUUCCUGCAGUACGCCAAGGCACUCAAAGCGCUGUGGGCGGACACGGGCAUUCAGAACGCAUACGACCGGCGCAGGGAGUUUCAGCUGGGCGAGUCGGUGAAGUAUUUCUUGGAUAAUCUAGAGAAGAUCUCCCAGCCGGACUAUCUUCCCAGUCAACAGGACAUCCUCCUGGCCCGCAAGCCCACCAAGGGCAUCCACGAGUAUGACUUCGAGAUCAAGAACGUUCCCUUUAAGAUGGUGGACGUUGGGGGCCAGCGGUCGGAGCGGAGACGCUGGUUCGAGUGCUUCGACUCCGUCACCUCCAUUCUCUUUCUCGUCUCUUCCUCUGAAUACGAUCAGGUGCUGAUGGAGGACCGCCAGACCAACCGGCUGCGAGAGUCGCUCGACAUCUUCGAGACCAUCGUCAACAACCGCGUCUUUGUCAACGUCUCCAUCAUCCUCUUCCUGAACAAGACGGACCUGCUGGAGGAGAAGGUGAAGCUCGUCCCACUCAAAGACUACUUUCCCGAGUACGCCGGGACGGAGCACAACCUGUCGGACGUGCAGGCCUUCAUGGUGGAGUGCUUCCGGGCCAAGAGGCGCGACGCCACGCAGAAGCCCCUGUAUCACCACUUCACCACGGCCAUCAACACGGAGAACAUCAGGCUGGUGUUCCGGGACGUCAAGGACACCAUCCUCCACGACAACCUCAAGCAGCUCAUGCUCCAAUGACACCACACACACACACACAUUCACACACCAAACACCCCCUUUUCCACUGCCACGCCCCGCAGCCUGUGAACGUAAGAGGACGUGAAUGGGGACGGACCACCUCUCGCUUCCUGAUGAGGACUCCAGAGAUCAUAAAUUGAUGUUUGCAGUCUUUAGACUUUCUGUUUUGUUUUUUUUGUUGUUUUUUUUAAUUUUCAGUAGGUUUUACUCCUUAUGGAAGUGUUCAUCCUGUUAGCUCAGGAUCUGAUCAUUGGAUAGGGUAUUUAGGCAAACUGUGGUAUUAAAGGUAUAAGCAAGAAACCGCACUGGGUUUCUGGAUGGUAUCUGAUCCCUGCUGCUUUGUCCUCCUCCCUGAGCUCCACCUCAUUCACUUGGUUAUUUUUUUUUUUUUUUCUUAUUUUUAACCCUUAGGAUGCCAGUGCUGGCACCUGUGGAAGCCGGCCUCGCUUAAAAUCAAACUGGUGAAUAACAUCUACUCUUGUAACGCAAACCGAGCGACUGUGGAGACAUGUUCAAGCGACGCAUAGAGAAAGUUGAUUGGAUUCAGUUCAUGCCCAAGCACUGACUUUUAAUAUUUCCUCGCCCUGCCGUGAUGCUGAGGGCGAACCUAACUUCUUAUUGACCUGAGCGUUCAGAGUAAACACGUCUGAUCCGUCUCCAGCACUGACACGUCAUUUAUAGAAGUCACGCAAUCACAAGACUGAACCUUUUUCAUCCAUGACCACAUAGGUGUUGCCUUAGAAUUUAAUUUUUUGUUGUUAUUAUUAUUAUUUUUGGGAUGUCGAGAGGGUAAAACGGUUACCUUCGUCGGACCGUUUGGUUCCAGUAAGUUAACGUAAAGUCCGCUCUUUCCUCAGGGUUGAAUCGGAUCCGGUGUCGAUACUGAUGUGUGAAGCUCGAUGUUUGGCGGUGGGAACAGGCCUCCAUGCCGUUAGCUAGUUGGUGUUUUUAGGACUGCAUCCUUCCCCCAAUUCGUCCUUCCGCCUCUUUUGAUUUUAUUACUGAUUAUAGAUGCCUUAUAAAAUGACCUUCACAAGGCCCUCCUCCCC
Messenger RNA from Poecilia latipinna (sailfin molly), 2455 nucleotides. Its product is annotated as guanine nucleotide-binding protein subunit alpha-13-like. Bases 273 to 1406 code for a protein of 377 amino acids. Gene Ontology annotation, cellular component: heterotrimeric G-protein complex; brush border membrane; cytoplasm. The transcript is spliced from 5 exons. The record is from RefSeq and is a predicted model, not a curated record. NCBI's taxonomy places the organism in Eukaryota, Metazoa, Chordata, Actinopteri, Cyprinodontiformes, Poeciliidae. Gene Ontology annotation, molecular function: D5 dopamine receptor binding; GTPase activity; G-protein beta/gamma-subunit complex binding. Gene Ontology annotation, biological process: Rho protein signal transduction; adenylate cyclase-activating G protein-coupled receptor signaling pathway.